AUGUGUUCUGAAACCCUACAUGCCAGUAUGGGGGAUGAUUUUGAUUGCAACUUGAGGACAAUGGCAGCGAAGUUUACGACGGAGGAGUUGGAGGAUUUGGCGCACGUGGACCUCGAUGAGGCUUUGGUGGAGGCAAAUAUCUGCAAUAAUACGUUUGACGCGGAGUUAAGCCGUCGUGUGUCUCAAGAGUUGUGUGAUGAUUUUGUUCAGACGUUCCUUGGCGACGACGCGGUACCAUCGUUGCACCUUCAGAUGCAAGACUGUGAUGAGUCUCUCGCUGGCAUCGAACACAUCCUUGAGCGGUUUAUUGUCAAUCUGGAGUCGAUUCAGCACGACAUUGGAGAUGUGCGUGAACGGCUGAAGCGGAUUGGGGUCAGCCUUACCCACGCGAGGAAGGCAGAGCAGGCGGUGUGGAAUGUUGCGUCGCGUCUUAUUGUGCCACCGGACGUGGUGCGCAUUAUUAUUCACUCCAAUGAUGAGGAGCUCGGGCCGCAGUUCAAGCUGAGCAUGCAGCAAUUGCUGAUGUUCCUGCGUUACCGUAAAGAGGGGAGCUGCCAAAUUGAGUCCGGCGCAAAGACACUUAUUUCCUUCGCCGCGUGUCGAAUUUACGCCGAGCAACUGGAGAUUCUUGACCGCCUUACCGUUCAUGCCUGCGUGAAGACGAAGCGGUUUCUCUCAAAGAAAUUGACUUAUCUUAGCGUUAGGAACACCAAUGUGUAUGUUCAACAGGAGCACGUUUUAAAGCCUCACGCAUUUUAUGUGCACUUCCUUCGAGCCGCCGUCCCCCUUUUGCGGCAUCCGCAUCAAAAUGGCGAGAUGGACCCUGAAUCUCCGGUACUUCUGCCAUACCGCAUUGCCAAGGCGCUGUAUGAUGAGCUGCGGGGCGAGUAUACUGAAAUUAUGUCGCAGUUGUACCUUGACCGAUUCCGACACUAUGUGAUGAGUCUAAAUGCGAUGGAGAAAUCCACCCAAACCGUAAAUGCCGGGGUUUCCCCCGUUGCGUAUGUUCUUCCUUUGCUUAUUGAGUCACAGGGGGUGACACCGUCAACCGUAUUUGAAUUGGGCGAGCGUGCCGCCAUCCUGAACGAAGUGCUCAGCCCACCUUUGGUGCCUCUGUUGGAACGAGCUAAGCGGAGGCUACAUUUUUACGAAGAGACGUUUCGCUCCUUAAAUGUGCUUCUGUGCGACGCUGUGACACAUGAGUUCCUUUUUACUUUUGCGUUUUUCUCCGGUGAUAUGUCCAUCUUUGUUGACGUUUUUAAGCCCACCAUUCAGUUCAUUGUGGAUUAUGUGUCUGAAGUGAUGCUUGGUCAAACGGGUGGCUCUGUUACCCGUGCAAUGCGUGACCAGUUCCCACACACAUCAGUCAAUCCAAAUUGUCGUUACGACUGUUACGGUUUGCUGCUGCUUAUUCGUCUCUGUCAUGACUUUCGUUCACUUAUGAAGGAUGUAAGGCGGCUCAGCUGUCUUGAAGGAUUUUAUGACUCCUUGUUGCUAUUAUUGUGGCCGGCAUUUCAGCGGAACUAUGAACGGCAGAUGCUUUCUUUACGAUCGGCUGAUGUUAUGAGUCUUUCGCGUGUUCUGUUGCGCCGUCAGGGUAGUACGGAAUGUGAGUGGGUGAGGUGUAUUCAUCCAUUGAGUCAGCAAUACGCGGCGUUUGCCUUGUCGCUCGUGACGAUUAGCUCGGGCUGUGGAUUUGAUGAGAAAACUGACGAAAGCAAGCUGUCACUCCGUUCGAACUCUGUGGAUGAAGUGAAUGGAAGUGCUGAGAGCAUGAAUAAUGAGGAUGAGAUUAAUUUUUCGGAGUUGCGACGUAUUGCAUGGCGUGCUAUUGAAGCGGAACGCGUGUCUGAUGCAGCGGACAGUGCAUCCCGUUUUGCAGUGCUUACAGGGAAUCUUAAAUUCAUGCGAGUGGAAGUUCUGCGCUUGCUGCGGGACGUGGGACAACAAUUGGUUGAGAGAGGCUUGACGCACCCAGAGACUCGUGAGAUGUACGUUCUUGCAUUUUUGCUGAAUAACAUUCGCUGCAUUAUGUUUACAUGGAGCGACUUUCUUUUGAGCAGCGGUUCGUCAUCACUUGAAGAGGACUACCGAGCGCUUGAAGAAGUUGAGCGAACGCAGAGAAGUGGGUAUGUGGAUGCUCUUUUGCGGAUGUAUUUUCCAUUCCUUUACCAUGUCGUGCAGCAGGAGGAGACUGCGGAGAGGGAUCCGGCAAAAUUUUUGGAUUCCGCGGAUGCCUUCACACAUAAUUGGAAGCGUGAACUCGACGAUGUUUGCGGUGCGGUGCGAUCGAUGGUUGCGGACUCCGGACACGAGGGUGAGCUGCUUGCAGAAGUCUGCAUGGAGGUGUUGCUGCGCAACACACGUCUUCACGGGUGCGUGUCGCGGGUGUUUGCGGCGGCGUCGUCCUCUUUCUUGGAUGCAGACGGUGCUAGCCGCCCAAUGAGGUCUUUUAUUGUGACAAACCAACAGAUGCUGCAGCACAUGCGAACACUUGCAACUAUUCCAGAGGAUCAGGAGGAAGUGAUGCCAAGUGCGAAAUUGGGAGGGGGAGAGAGAUAG
Messenger RNA from Trypanosoma cruzi, 2562 nucleotides. RefSeq lists its product as uncharacterized. The transcript has a single exon. Gene Ontology annotation, cellular component: GARP complex. Gene Ontology annotation, molecular function: syntaxin binding. Lineage: Eukaryota; Euglenozoa; Kinetoplastea; Trypanosomatida; Trypanosomatidae. The record is from RefSeq and is a predicted model, not a curated record. Gene Ontology annotation, biological process: Golgi to vacuole transport; endocytic recycling; retrograde transport, endosome to Golgi. Bases 1 to 2562 code for a protein of 853 amino acids.